Messenger RNA from Toxorhynchites rutilus septentrionalis, 723 nucleotides. RefSeq lists its product as uncharacterized. NCBI's taxonomy places the organism in Eukaryota, Metazoa, Arthropoda, Insecta, Diptera, Culicidae. The coding region runs from base 1 to 723 and encodes 240 amino acids. The transcript has a single exon. The record is from RefSeq and is a predicted model, not a curated record.
AUGUCUGCUGUCGUGUUCUUACGGUUCCUCUGGAAUGAGACAUUCGGUUGCAAAAUCGUUGCUGCGAAGACUAAAGUUGCGCCUUUAAAGUUCGUAUCCAUUCCUCGCUUGGAACUACAAGCUGCAGUUCUUGGCGCUAGGCUGGCUCAAACCGUAAUGAAUUCUCUAUCCAUGAAGAUUUCCAAAAAGUAUUACUGGACCGACUCUCGUGACGUACUUUGUUGGCUAAACUCCGACCACCGACGAUAUACACAAUAUGUUGCCUUCCGUGUCAGUGAAAUUAUGGAGAAUACAGAAGCAAACGAGUGGCGCUGGGUGCCAUCCAAGAUGAAUGUUGCAGACGACGGCACCAAAUGGAGCCCUGGACCCGAUCUCUCAUCUGAAAGCAGAUGGUUUAUAGGCCCAAAUUUCUUGAGGCGAUGCCAGGCAGAUUGGCCAAAACAGCCUAUGAUAAACUGUUCCACAGAUAAAGAACUACGUCCGAACCUGCUUGCGUACCAUUUUCCCUGCGAAAGCACAAUAAACCCUUGUGAGUUCUCCAGCUGGAAUCGAAUGCUUAACGUCACAGCUUUCAUCUUCCGAUUCCUCGCCAACUGUCAUCGAAAAAUUCGCAAAGAACCGGCUGUCACCGGGUCACCAACAACGGACGAAUUAGGCACAGCUGAAGCUUAUCUACUAGUUCAGCUCAACGCGAUGGCUAUCCAGAAGAGACCGCCUAUUUGA